AUGGAAAGGAUAAAGAAAACUUUCAAUAGCCACUUUGCUGUUAAAAAGGGUGGAGAUCCAACACCAGGUGAGGUACAUUUGCACGUCCAUACACAUGAUCAUGAUGGGGAAUCUUUUGUUGAUGAGCGUGCUCGAGUUGUCCAUGAAAGAUAUCAAGAAAUAUUACGGGAAAAAUCACAAUCUCAGCCUGAUAUUGAUGAAUGUGAAGCAUAUUACCAAGCCGCGAGAGGAGCAAAGAAGAGAAGAAUAUAUGGUCUUGGAUCUCAAACACAAAGUUAUCAUGGGCCGAAUCUUCGUGUCACUUCUGACUUCGAUGCUUCAUCAUCAGUACUACCAUCGGUUUCUCAAUCAGCACCGAAAGAAAAUAUAGAGGAGUUAGUGAUGCGAUUUAUUCCUACACUGACUGAUCUCAUGCUUCCUAUUUUUAUUGAGCAGGCACGUGCCACCCAUCAGUCUUCACCACCACAUCAUCCAAAUACUCCUAUCGACAACCCAUCAGCCGUGACACCUAUAGUGCCUCUUUCUACUACUACUGUUAACGUUGAUGUUGUUGAUCCUUUAGUUUCAAAUGAUGAUUUAUAG
This is a messenger RNA of Lycium barbarum (goji berry), 582 nucleotides long. RefSeq lists its product as uncharacterized. The coding region runs from base 1 to 582 and encodes 193 amino acids. NCBI's taxonomy places the organism in Eukaryota, Viridiplantae, Streptophyta, Magnoliopsida, Solanales, Solanaceae. The record is from RefSeq and is a predicted model, not a curated record. The transcript has 3 exons.